Phodopus roborovskii (desert hamster) is the source of this 2154-nucleotide messenger RNA. RefSeq names its product zinc finger protein 449 (gene Znf449). The transcript has 5 exons. Gene Ontology annotation, biological process: regulation of transcription by RNA polymerase II. Lineage: Eukaryota; Metazoa; Chordata; Mammalia; Rodentia; Cricetidae. The record is from RefSeq and is a predicted model, not a curated record. Bases 302 to 1858 code for a protein of 518 amino acids. Gene Ontology annotation, molecular function: RNA polymerase II cis-regulatory region sequence-specific DNA binding; DNA-binding transcription factor activity, RNA polymerase II-specific.
CUUUAAGACCGGAAAUAGGAGCUCUUCCAAAGCAGCUUGAAGCUAGGUGGAAGACUGGGAGAAUCCCAGCCAUUCCCACGUCAGCAUCCUUGUGGGCUAUAAGAGCGGGCUGCGCGGAGCCUGCCGGGAGAUGUAGUACUCAAAGCGGAUCGGCGCUUGCGCCCUGAGCAGUUGCCGGUGAGCUUGGGAGAGCCGUGGGCGCAGAGGCGCUGUAGGUGGCUCCCUCAGAUUAUUACAGAGAGGAAAUACCUGGAAUCUGAGACAUAGACCCCAGAUUAACUGUAAAAUUCUAGAAGAGGUGAUGGCUGUGGCCCUGGGUUGUGCAAUCCAGGCCUCCUUGAAUCAGGGCUCUGUGCUGCAAGAGUAUGACACUGACUGUGAAGUCUUCCGACAACGGUUCAGGCAGUUCCAGUACACAGAAGCUGCUGGGCCUCAUGAAGCAUUCAACAAACUCUGGGAGCUUUGCUGUCAGUGGCUGAAGCCAAAGAUGCGUUCUAAGGAACAAAUCCUGGAACUGCUUGUGCUAGAGCAAUUCCUAACUAUUCUGCCCACAGAAAUAGAGACCUGGGUGAGGGAACAGUGCCCAGACAAUAGAGAAAGAGUUGUGUCACUCAUUGAAGACUUACAGAGAGAGCUUGAGAUACCAGAACCACAGAUUGACAUGGAUGACAUGCUCUUGGAAGAACUGGCACCAGUUGGAACAGUACCCAUGCCACCCAACUUGCACCUGGAGGCACCUGAGCUCCAAGUAAUGGAACCUGUCCAGGAGCCCCCAGUGCCGGAAGCCUGGAUUUCACAAGCAGGACCACAGGAUCUGAACUACAGUGCUGAUGGUGAAUGCCAGUCCUUUCUCGACCCUGGUUAUCAGUUACCAAAGCUUGACAUGAACUUCCCAUUGGAUCAUAGAGAAGAGCCAUGGGUAAAAGAGUUAGAGGAUCCCAAAGAAAUGAAGCAGUUGCUUGAUUCCAAGAUUGGCUUUGAGAUGGGAGUAAAAAAUGAAGAAGAGUCUUCAAAACAGAAGAAACUGGAAAAUAUGUACCCAUUUGUUGUAACUUUAGAAGGGAAUGCUCUUCAUGGUCCUAUUCUGCAGAAAGACUAUGUGCAAUUAGAAAAUCAAUGGGAGCCACCCCCAGAGGAUUUACAGACAGAUUUAACAAAACUUGUAGAGCCUCAGAACUCCACUCUAGGUGAAACACCUGAAAGCUCCAACUUGGAAGAACCUCUCAACCCGAAGCCUCCAAAGAAAAAGAGUCCUGGAGAGAAACCUCAUCGAUGUCCUCAGUGUGGAAAAUGUUUCGCUCGGAAGUCACAGCUUACCGGGCACCAGAGAAUUCAUUCAGGAGAGGAACCUCACAAAUGCCCUGAGUGUGGAAAACGGUUCCUGCGGAGCUCUGACCUUUAUAGACAUCAACGACUUCACACAGGAGAGAGACCCUAUGAAUGUACUGUAUGUAAAAAGCGAUUCACUCGGCGCUCACACCUUAUUGGGCACCAGAGAACCCACUCUGAAGAAGAAACAUAUAAAUGUCUGGAGUGCGGAAAGAGCUUUUGUCAUGGAUCAAGUCUCAAAAGACAUCUGAAAACUCAUACAGGUGAAAAACCUCAUAGAUGUCAUAAUUGUGGGAAAAGUUUUAGUCGCCUGACAGCACUUACUUUGCACCAGAGAACACACACAGAGGAGAGACCUUUUAAAUGCAGUUAUUGUGGGAAAAGCUUUAGACAGAGACCAAGCCUUGUAAUUCAUUUAAGAAUCCACACAGGGGAAAAGCCAUACAAGUGUAGUCAUUGUUCUAAAAGCUUCAGGCAGCGAGCAGGCCUGAUCAUGCAUCAGGUCACACACUUUAGAGGACUUCUUUAAGAACUGUCAAGGGAAGCAGGUCCUAUGAUAGUUCACAUUGGACCUGCAGUAGCUGUUGAUCUUAGAAACCUUUGUUCUGAACUUAGAGCAAAGUACAGCUUUGAGGGGUGCUAUUAAAAAAAAAAUCUUUCAAGGUAUAGGAAUUCAAGAGUGUGUAUCUAGUCUUACAGUUUUUUUUUUUUUUCUGAAUUUAAUACACUCUGUCUUUUUCUGUUGUUUAAUUGCAAUGGAAAUAUUUGGUUCCAAGGCAACCGUCUGAUAAAUAUAGGCACAAAGCAUAUAAAUGGUGGCAGUUG